Arachis duranensis is the source of this 1718-nucleotide messenger RNA. Its product is annotated as sphingosine kinase 1. Gene Ontology annotation, cellular component: intracellular membrane-bounded organelle; cytoplasm; membrane. The record is from RefSeq and is a predicted model, not a curated record. The transcript is spliced from 10 exons. NCBI's taxonomy places the organism in Eukaryota, Viridiplantae, Streptophyta, Magnoliopsida, Fabales, Fabaceae. Bases 95 to 1573 code for a protein of 492 amino acids. Gene Ontology annotation, biological process: sphingosine biosynthetic process. Gene Ontology annotation, molecular function: kinase activity.
UGUCAAGAAAGAGGGCACAAAAUGACAAUCGGUCCUUGUGUUUUGUGAGCCAUCGAAUCCAUCUCUUUCCUCUCUCGAAAUCUCCAUUUCCGAGAUGGACCAAUCCGAUCACCAGCCGCACCUCCACCCCAUAGUUUCGGACCGCGUAACCGUCAAAGGAGUCGUCACGCCGCUCGCUCUUCUCCCCGACGGUAGGCUGUGGUGGUCGGAGGGGCUCCAACGAAGCCUUCACCUCGAGAAGGAUGUCCUCUCAUUCGUCGCCAAUGGCCCUAACAUCACGCUCAGAACCAUCCAGGAGGUCCGUGCCGGCUGCUGCAGCACAACUUCCGCUGGCAGCUUCGUCAGACGCGACGUCGUUUUCCAGCCAUCCUCCAACGAAUCGCACGUCCUCUGGUGCCAGAAGCUUCGGGAAUACAUUGAAUCUCUCGGUCGACCGAAGAGGCUAUUUGUUUUGGUUAACCCUUUUGGCGGGAAGAAAUCUGCUAAGAAGGUAUUUUGGAAGAAGGUGUCACCUCUUCUUUCAGACGCUCAGAUCGAACUUACUGUCCAAGAGACUCAACAUCAGCUCCAUGCAAAGGAACUUGCUCGUUCGCUCGAUCUUUCCCAGUACGAUGGGAUUGUCUGUGUUAGUGGAGAUGGAAUUCUCGUUGAGGUUGUAAAUGGACUGCUGGAAAGAGAGGACUGGCAAACUGCAAUAAAGAUACCCAUUGGAGUAGUUCCUGCAGGGACUGGAAAUGGCAUGGCAAAAUCUCUUCUCGAUUCUGUUGGUUAUCCUUGUAAAGUAGCUAAUGCGGUUCUUGCCAUCAUACGAGGCCAUAAACGAUCACUUGAUGUGGCUACCAUCAGACAAGGGGAAACCAGAUUUUUCAGUGUGCUGAUGCUUGCAUGGGGUCUGAUUGCAGAUAUUGAUAUUGAGUCUGAAAAGUAUAGGUGGAUGGGAAGUGCUCGCCUAGAUUUUUAUGCUAUCUGUCGAUUUCUCAAUUUGAGGCACUACACCGGACGUGUUUCUUUUGUGCCUGCACCUGGAUUUGAAGAGCACGGAGAGCCAAGUAGUUACCCUGGCCAAUCCACCAGUGAAGGCAGCAACAGAGAUCUAAGUGAAGCAGAAAACACACAAUUACAAAAGCUUGGUUAUCAGGGAUCCGAUAUAAACUUGGAACAUCUAAAUUGGAGAGCUAUAAAUGGGCCCUUUGUUUCUGUCUGGCUUCACAAUGUACCAUGGGGAGCUGAAGAUACAAUGGCAGCACCCGAGGCAAAGUUCUCUGAUGGUUAUCUAGACUUGAUCAUAGUCAAGGAUUGCCCAAGGUUACCUUUGUUGGCAAUGAUGACAGAAUUGAAUAAGGGAGGCCAUGUAAAAUCUCCAUAUGUCACAUACUUAAAGGUGAAGGCUUUUGUGUUGGAGCCUGGUCCACGAACCAAGAAGCCAGAGAAGGAGGGUAUAAUAGAUUCAGAUGGUGAGGUUUUGGCUAGGGGUAAAGGGACUUACAAGUGUGAUCAAAAAGGUUUGAUGGCUUAUGAUAAACUUGAGAUAACAGUGGAUCAAGGUUUGGCUACACUUUUCACGCCUAUUUGAUGUACACUUUGAUUUAAGUAUUCAUUGGUCCAUUACAUACGAUUCCAGGCAUAUAUGGCUUCAAGUUGUAUAUGCCUAGUUGUACAGAUUGGGUUCUGUGUCCUGUACAGCUCCAUAUAUAUUGGAAUGGAUACAAUUUUGCCAA